AUGACGGACAAAACUAAUUACAAUGCAGAAGAAUACGGGGCGCCUGUCAACAAUGACGGGGAUGCGAAGAGCUUCCGGUCGUGCGACGAGGAGAUAGCCGUCGACCCUAUGCAUGCGCCGUUGAAGCGGCAAUUGCAGUCCCGACACUUGCAGAUGAUUGCGAUCGGAGGAAUCAUUGGUCCUGGAUUGCUGGUCGGGUCUGGUACUGCUUUAAACGAGGGCGGCCCAGGAGGUGUUCUGAUCAGUUUUUCCCUGGUUGGUAUCAUCGUGUUCUUCGUCAUGCAAGCUCUGGGUGAGAUGGCGACCAUCAUCCCCGUGUCUGGCUCGUUCGUCGAGUACGCGCAGCGCUUUGUCGAUGAUUCUCUUGCAUUCGCUUUGGGAUGGGCAUAUUGGUAUCUGUGGGUGACGGUUCUGGCCAACGAAUAUAAUUCGAUAUCGCUUGUCAUCGGAUACUGGACCGAAGUUGUCCCUCAAUGGGGUUGGAUUCUUAUUUUUUGGGUGCUUUUUCUAUGUCUGUCCAAUUUGGGUGUUUUAGCAUACGGGGAGAUGGAAUUCUGGCUUUCUCUCAUCAAGGUGUUGUCUCUGAUUGUAUUUUUUAUUUUGGCAAUUUGCAUCAGCGCUGGUGCAAUUGGACCGCGCAAAAUUGGAUUUGCAUACUGGCAUGAUCCGGGAGCAUUUGCGGAUUCGAUCAAUGGCGUUGCCAAAACAUUUGUGGUGGCGGGAACCCUCUAUGCUGGCACAGAGAUGGUGGGAAUUACUGCUGGAGAGUCAUCUAAUCCUCGAAAAGCUGUGCCAAUAGCAAUUCGACAGGUUUUUUGGCGGAUUAUGAUCUUCUAUAUUGGAACCAUGUUCUUCAUUGGCAUCCUUAUUCCCUACAAUGACAAACAUCUGCUGGGUUCAAACUCGAAAACAGCCAGUUCUCCAUUAACAAUCGCCCUCACGGAAGCGGGCAUCCUGCCCGCUGCUCAUCUCAUCAAUGCUCUGAUCGUGGUCAGCGUCAUUUCUGCAGGCAACAGCUCUUUGUACGUUGCGUCUAGAACCCUGCUCUUCAUGUCUCGGAAUGGCAAAGCCCCCCGCUUCAUCGGUCGCACGAAUAGCAAAGGAGUACCAUGGGUGGCAUUGAUCUUUUCCAAUAUCUUUUCGUGCAUCGUGUUUUUAUCACAGGGUUCCAGCGCGGGUAAGGUCUAUUCUGCACUGAUUACACUUUCAGGAGUGGCUACCUUCAUCGUCUGGUCCGUGAUUUGUGUCGCCCAUAUUCGCUUCCGUCGCGCCCUGGUUGCUCAAGGACAGGAUCCCUCAACACUCCCAUACCGGGCCUCACUUUAUCCGUGGGGGACUUACUUUUCACUCGCAGCCAAUGUCUUCCUUAUCUUCUUCCAGGGAUAUACCUGCUUCUUGGAUCCAUUCAGCGCGACAGACUUUGUUAUCAACUAUAUCUUGCUGCCGGUAUUUGUGUUGUUCGCGGUUGUGUAUAAAGUUUGGAACAAGACCAAGGUGGUCAAACUGAAAGAAAUGGAUAUCUGGACAGGGAGAAGAGAGUUUGUGGAUUCGGAGGAUGAGUCUCUGGCCAAGAAGCGUCCUGAGUGGUGGUCUCGCCUUGUUAAUGUGGUGGUAGGAUAA
Messenger RNA from Penicillium lagena, 1620 nucleotides. Its product is annotated as amino acid permease. The transcript is spliced from 8 exons. The coding region runs from base 1 to 1620 and encodes 539 amino acids. Gene Ontology annotation, biological process: amino acid transmembrane transport. NCBI's taxonomy places the organism in Eukaryota, Fungi, Ascomycota, Eurotiomycetes, Eurotiales, Aspergillaceae. Gene Ontology annotation, molecular function: amino acid transmembrane transporter activity. The record is from RefSeq and is a predicted model, not a curated record. Gene Ontology annotation, cellular component: membrane.